This is a messenger RNA of Cyphellophora attinorum, 1491 nucleotides long. Its product is annotated as NADH dehydrogenase-like protein. Bases 1 to 1491 code for a protein of 496 amino acids. The record is from RefSeq and is a predicted model, not a curated record. The transcript has a single exon. Gene Ontology annotation, cellular component: mitochondrion. Gene Ontology annotation, molecular function: protein-arginine omega-N symmetric methyltransferase activity. NCBI's taxonomy places the organism in Eukaryota, Fungi, Ascomycota, Eurotiomycetes, Chaetothyriales, Cyphellophoraceae.
AUGGAGUCGCCUCUAGCGACACGGAUCUUCCGUGAGCUCUUCAGUCGACCAGCCCGACACUGCCUUCACCAGCAAGCUCGACUGGCCGCACUGCAAGGUCCCGGACGUCGCCAUGCCUCGGCACUGCGUCACAAGGAAGACGAUGGGUCCGGACGAAGCAAUUGGCAACAACGCCUCGAUCAUUUCCCUCCCGACAUCACAAAAGAGCUCAAACAGUUCCCCCGCGUGACUGCGGCCCAGUUACGAAAUCGGUCGCAGCGACCGACUCGGGUGAAGAUGUACACAAGAGAGUUCAUUGAUGACAGCCUGUACAACCCAAAUUACGGCUACUUCUCGAAGCAUGCGACUAUCUUCACGCCCACGAAGCCAUUCGACUUCAAUGCCAUAAAGGACGAGGCGGAAUUCAACAACCAGAUCAACCAGAACUAUGCAGACUUCGAGGAAGCACUGGACGAGAUAGCGUACGACCCGAAUCGGCAACUGUGGCACACGCCGACUGAGCUGUUCCAACCACAUUAUGGACAUGCGAUUGCGCGAUAUCUGGUCACUAAUUACAAGAUGACCCUCUUCCCGUAUCAUGAUCUGAUCAUAUACGAAAUGGGCGCGGGCAAUGGCACCAUGAUGCGGAACAUACUAGACUACAUUCGAGACACAGAUCCAUCCGUGUAUGCUAGGACCAAGUAUCGAAUCAUCGAGAUCUCCUCCUCUCUGCACUCGCUACAGAAGACCAGUCUGUCAACAUCGAUAUCAGAUCCAGAUCAUCUCGAGCAUGUCGAAUUGAUCAACUCGUCAAUAUUCAACUGGAAGACACCGGUACCGCAUCCGUGCUUCUUUCUAGCGCUCGAAGUCAUAGACAACUUUGCUCACGAUGCCAUUCGAUACGAUCCUUACACAGAACAGCCUAUGCAAGGUUCUGUCCUAAUCACCGAGGAUGGCGAGUUUGUCGAAUUCUACGACCCCAAUAUCGACCCGCUUGCCGCCCGCUAUCUCAAACUCCGCCAGCUCGCUGCUCGCGCGCCCUUCCGCAACCCUCUCAGCAAUCCACCUGCUCCUCUCCGGAAACUGUUGCACUCACUUCCGUUCGCACCUAACCUCACCAAGCCCGAAUACAUACCCACACGACUGAUGCAAUUCUUCGACGUACUCUCCAACUACUUCCCACACCACCGGCUAGUCCUCGCCGAUUUUACUGCACUUCCUGACACAGCUCCAGGAUUCAAUGGUCCCAUUGUGCAGACACGAUUCGAGCGACGGAACAUCGCCAUGCGGACGCCUUUCGUGCAUCAGGGGUACUUUGAUAUUUUCUUUCCGACAGACUUUGGCCUGAUGGAGGAUCUGUAUCGGAUGCAAACGGGGAAGUUGACACGUGUGAAGAGUCAUGAGGAGUGGCUGAGGGGCUGGGAGGAUGACGAGGGCCGAACGGUGGUUAAGAGCGGCGAGGAUGUCAUGCGGACUUUCUACCAGAACCAGGCGGUUAUGACGACGUUAUGA